CUCACACAGGGAGUCAGCUCAUUGGCUGCCGCAAACUCAUUUAAUAGCUGUCAAUCUGCAUCCCCGGGGCCUGUUCUCCGCGUUACCUUCAACCCACAUACAAACCACAAGCGAAUAACUCCGAGCAAGAACGGCUGCCUAGCCAGCAACGACCGGCGCGCACCCUCAGCAACUCUUCACCGAUUCUAAUCCUGGGCACUCUGAACCGGUUUCAAACUGAAGAUCUCUGAACCGGUUCCAGGGAGAGACGGGGAGAGAGAGAGAGAAAGAGAGAGAGAGAAAAAAACAAAACUAGCAACCCGUUCCAGUCACCGGCGCCAAAGCGGGAUCCAGCUCGUCCUGAGGAAAUUCUACACAAAGAAAACUUUGUUGCUUUUGCAUUUUUAAAAUAAAGGAGAAAAAAGAAACGCAUUGGAUCGGAAUUCGGGAGGACGGGGAAUUCUGACCCGGGAGCCGCAGACUCGCCGGCUACUUCCCCGCUCCCCGCCUACAGACCCCGUGUGCCGCUUGAAUGUAUAGUCUGAUGAUGGAGAGUGAGUUGCAGUCUCCGGGGCAUCCGAUCAGCGCGCCGGGCGGUGGGACCACCGUGCCCGCUGCGGGCACAAACGGCAAGCUGAGUGGCGAGCGGGUCAAGAGACCCAUGAACGCCUUCAUGGUGUGGUCCCGCGGGCAGCGGAGGAAGAUGGCCCAGGAAAACCCCAAGAUGCACAACUCGGAGAUCAGCAAGCGCCUGGGAGCUGAGUGGAAGUUAAUGUCCGAGGGAGAGAAGCGACCCUUCAUCGACGAAGCCAAGAGACUCCGAGCGUUGCACAUGAAAGAGCACCCGGAUUACAAGUACCGUCCCCGCCGGAAGACCAAGACUCUACUGAAGAAGGACAAGUACUCGCUGCCGACCGCGUUACUGCCUCAAGGCCACGGAGCGCUCGGCUUAAGCCAGCGGCUGGACGUGGCCGGCGCUUACGGGCACAUGAACGGUUGGGCGAAUGGCUCUUACCCGGGCUCGGCGGCGGCAGCGGCGGCCGCGGUCAUGAUGCAGGAACAAUUGUCUUACUCCCAGCACCCGGCGCUGGCAGCGGUGGGAGCAGGAGGAGGGGGCGACGGGGGCGCCGGCGGGGGAGCAGUACAUCACCACCAUCACCACCCGCAGCAGUUGCACCGUUACGACAUGCCCCUCCAGUACAGCCCACUCACCGGCACGCAGAGCUACAUGAGCGGCUCCCCUUCCUACGGCACUCUCUCAUCCGGCUACAGCCACCAGCCGGCCGGUGGCAUCCAACUGGCCUCGAUGGUUAAAUUGGAACCGGCCCCUAGUCCCCCGGUCAGCUCGCACUCCCGCCCCCCGUGCUCCGGGGACCUAAGGGAGAUGAUCAGCAUGUAUUUACCCGGAGGAGGAGGAGGAGGAGGAGGAGGAGGGGGAGGAGGAGGAGGAGGAGGAGAAACAGGCGACCCGUCUUCCAGCAGACUGCUGCCACUUUCUCAGCACUAUCAGAGCCCGGCUUCGGGGGUAAAUGGGACCAUUCCACUAACUCACAUGUGAAUAUUGGGCCUCGGGAACGAACUCUGCGCUUUCCUUGAUGUUCUUGUAAAAAAAAGAGUGGACUGCGAACAUUUUUUUUGGCUCUAAACCUAGUGCACAUACCUUAAAAAAAAAAGAAUCUGAAUGUUUUAUUACCGAGGCUUUUUGUACAGUAUUUAUCAUUUCAGGCAAUUGGGAAGAUGAAUGACUGUGUUAAUUGUCGACUGUUGGAAUUUGCCCAGAAUGGGCACUCUCGCUGUUUACACACGCUCCAGAAUUACUCGAAAUUGAGUAACGUGAAAAUCAAUACCCCCCCCCCCCCCUCCCCUCCCCCACCCUCCGCACACAACACGGGAAUUCUUUGAGUUUUGGACAAGUCUUGCAACUUAUUUUUUUUGUAGGAGAUUUCCGUUGCUUUUAGUUGCAGGUUUGUGACCCCUGUGAAUUUAUGUAUUUGAGACUAGAUACCCUUUUUUUUUGCAUUGUAACAUUUUCUGUAACCACGGAGAUAAUUACAUUAUAAACAUAUGCCAGUGGAUUCCAACAGCCAAUGUAAAUAGAUUACGAAAGACCAUACUGCACGCACACUGAUGUUUGUGCUAGUCAAAAUAACUCCGUUGACAUAAUAAAUUUUACAAGAUAUCGUUGUAUAUAAUUUGUAUUUAUACUUAACCUGAUUCCGUUUUGAAAUGUGCUUUUCAACAAUAUCUCUUACGCAUAUAAAAAAUGCUGUUAGGAACUGGUUGAAGUGUUCAAUUUUGAUUUAAUACACCCGGCCAUCAAUGAAAGUACAAUUGGCGCUGGGUUAGGAGAGUUUGCACCUUACCGUGGAAAUGAUUAAGACUGAUAUAUCAGGACUUGAAGAAAUAGUUUGAGUCACCUAAUUAAUUCAUUAAAUUCGAAAGGUAACGCUUAGCGUCUACCUCCAUCCACAAACUGUAGUUCAGCCUCGUUAACUGGAGCAAAUCGCUCCCACAUUGGCCCAUUAGGUUUUAUUUUAUUUCCCAGAACAAGAGCGGAUGUUGAUCUUAAAUGGUGAUAAUUUAAUUAUUCAAAUGUUCUGUUUUUAAAGUAAACGCUCGCUGUUUCGUUGGCAAAGUCUCCGUUAGCCUGGGAGCCACCGCCGGCUCUCCUAACAUGGUUUCAACCGGGAGAAAAACCUGGCUUACUCGAAGCAAGGGCUGAGCAGGUUGAAAAUUACGGAUAUCACUCAGGACAUUAGUACCUUUUACGAAGAAGAGGAUAGAGUCUGAACAAGUGACACAUAUUUAAUUUCCCCUAAAAUAAGGGACGCCGACGUUGAGGCUAUCUCUGUCAGAUUUUCUCAAACAGAAAUUUAUGCGAUUUUAGAAAUUGGCCACUCUGAAUUUUGUCCAGCAGGCAGGGUUGCAUGUAAUAUCGAGUUUCAUUAAAUCCAAUGAGGAUAUAUAUAGUAAAAUGUUUGAAUAUUUAGAUAUACAUAUAUAAUAAUAUAUUCAAACAUUUUAAUGUCAGUAUAUCAAAACAAAACUAAUAACACGAAGCUAUUUUGAAACUUCACAAACUGGCCAACAGGCGAGUUAAUUCGAGUCUAAAUAUAUUGGGUUACAGACUUGGGAAUUAAAUUGUACGAUAUCCCGGGUAAAUAUCUGAGUGACACGUGUCAGAUGUUGCUGUGAAUAUAUCAGUUGUUUAGCGUAGAAUUCAGUCGGAGAAUUGAAACUACUACGUUUUAUUAAAUUACAUAUAAGUUAAAGGUGGUUGAAAUAUUUUUUGCAAACUGUAAACCAACAAAUAUUAAAAGAUUUUUGCAAACGA
Molecule: messenger RNA, 3313 nt
Organism: Amblyraja radiata (thorny skate)
Lineage: Eukaryota; Metazoa; Chordata; Chondrichthyes; Rajiformes; Rajidae
Product: transcription factor Sox-1a
Exons: 1
Coding region: 512-1537 (341 amino acids)
Biological process (GO): brain development; negative regulation of transcription by RNA polymerase II; neuron differentiation
Cellular component (GO): nucleus
Molecular function (GO): DNA-binding transcription activator activity, RNA polymerase II-specific; RNA polymerase II cis-regulatory region sequence-specific DNA binding
Source: RefSeq, a predicted model, not a curated record